AUGUGGACUUUUACACUACUCCUGGUUUUUACAGCUAUAUGCGGAACCAAUAGUGAACCAGUCUGGAACAAGCCGACUGAAAAAAGUGUCAGACAAAAACGACUGCUCUUUUACGAUGAACAAGGUCAAUUAGUGAAAACCUAUGGAAGCCCUUUAUAUCAUUUUGGUCGGCAGGAACAAGAAAAUUUAUUUCAAUGGAGUUUCUUGAACAUGUUUCUAAGUCCAGUAUUUCCGACAACGCUAGGUAGGAAUUCCAUAACCUACAUGGUCCCAGUAUCAGACGCAGUAAUACAUCAGAUCGAUAAGGAUCCAUUGUACCAGAAUAUGGUCUUCGUACUCAGUUAUAAAGAUCCGGUUGUAGAGACAAAUCCUCUCUGCGCUGGUAAGAGAACUCAAAUCCCGUCUCCAGAAAUGUGCAACAACUUCUUGAAUUGCUGGGACGGCUGGGCCGUGGAGCAAGAAUGCCCCGCAGAUCUUCUAUUCUCUUCUGAAGGCUUCUGCGACUAUCCUUUUAACGUCGAAUGCAAUAAUAGAAAAAUACCAGAACGUCCAGAGCCAGCAUGCAAAACUGACUUCCAAGUGUUUGCGAGUCGACACAAUUGCAGUGAAUACUUCGUGUGCGUCAACAGCAUUCCAGUUAAGUUCCAGUGCCCUGGUGACCUUGCCUACAGCGAGUAUUUAGGUGUUUGCGACUAUCCACAUAUAGUUGAAUGCAACAUUACUGCGGCAACAAACCCCUCAACCACUCAAUCAACAGAAGUUCCAGAAGUAUUUAUGAGCUCAACUCCCCCAGUCAGUACCACGUCGCCACCUUCGACAUCUUCAUCGUCAACAGAUCAGAAAGUCAUCAAUAAGAUGGAAUAUAACAUGCGUAGUUGGACAUCCACUCACGUUGCCAUCUCCCGCCAAGACGCAAUAAGACAACUUCAGCUUGAAAAAAUCGCUCAAGUCAAAACGAAGAAAUAA
Molecule: messenger RNA, 966 nt
Organism: Danaus chrysippus (African queen)
Lineage: Eukaryota; Metazoa; Arthropoda; Insecta; Lepidoptera; Nymphalidae
Source: the annotation of a GenBank genome assembly